UUCGUUUAUCCAAUGACUGAAAAUUUGUUCAUUAUGCAGGUAAAAACAAAGUGGUUUUGUUUAAAUCGUGUAGUUUCAGAAUGUGAACUCGGUGGGCCGCUGUUGACCAGCGUCUUGUCAUUUUUAGCGAUAUUUAUGCCAGAACUUCCCCUGCCUCCUCAUACGGGAGAAGGACACGGAAACGCGGCACAUGUAGUCGUCAGUGGAUAAAACGCGAGGAACGAGAAUUCUACCUGGAUUAAUACUAUUUGCAUUUUUGUGGACCUGGUUGUGGUUUGAUCGUAUCAGUAGCGCUGCUAGUAAAAGGAGGGGGAACACGUUGUCUGAAUCGACGGUGAUGCCAGGCAGAACAAUGGGACGGCAAGUACUGUUGUUUUUAUCAGCCCUGUGCCUCAGUCGUGUCCUCGGCCAAGUCAGCUACACUAUUCCAGAGGAAAUGGCCAAAGGCUCUUUGGUCGGUAACAUAGCUCAGGACUUAGGUUUGGAUGUUAAACGGCUACAAGCCCGAAAGGCUCGCAUUCACACCGGCGAUAGUACAGAAUACAUCCAGCUGAGUAGGGAAAAUGGGCUCCUCGUUAUCAAAGACAAAAUAGACCGUGAAGCUCUCUGUGGCCAGACGACGCCUUGCGCUCUACAUUUUCAGAUCGCUUUAGAAAGCCCAAUAGAAAUAUUCCCCGUCACAAUAGAAAUCACAGACAUCAAUGACAAUGCUCCGACCUUCCAGAAGGACGAGAAGAAAAUAGAAAUCAGCGAAUCCGCAGUUAUUGGCUCCAAGUUCGUGCUAGAAAAAGCAAUAGAUCCUGACAUCGGACUGAACGGUCUUCAGACGUAUACGCUGAAGCCCAGUGAUCAUUUUAAGAUCAGAUUACACAGUCAAUCCGACGGCGUUAAAAAGGUAGAGAUGAUUUUACAGAAGCCUUUAGACAGAGAGAAAGAGGAGUUUGUGUCGCUCCUGCUGACGGCUGUAGAUGGAGGAGAGCCGCAGAGAUCUGGGACAAUGCAAAUUCAUAUCACUGUUUUGGAUGCUAAUGAUAAUUCUCCUGUUUUUUCAAAAAGCAUCUACAAAGCAAGUGUCAAGGAAAAUUCACUGACGGGAACAGUAAUUACAAAAGUCAGUGCCUCUGAUGCGGACAAAGGCUCGAAUGGCGAGGUUAGCUACAUAAUCAGUAACAGCAUCUUGGGCACAACACAAUUAUUCCGCAUUACGGAGGACGGGGAUCUUGUUUUAAAUGGACCUAUUGAUUACGAAAAAGCUCGAAAUUAUGAAAUUGAUAUAGAGGCAGUGGACAGAGGUGGUCUCUCUGAUUCAAGUAAAGUUAUAAUUGAUGUCGGUGAUGUUAAUGACAAUGUCCCUGUUAUAAAUAUGAUUUCAUCGUCCAAUUCAGUGAUUGAAGACGCUAUUUCUAACACGGUAGUAGCUGUAAUGAGUGUAAAUGAUCCUGAUUCGGAAGAAAAUGGGAGGGUUCGGUGUGUGAUUGGCAGAAACAUUCCGUUUGAAAUUAAAUCUACAUCGAGUAACUUUUAUAGUAUCGUUACUGACGACGAUUUAGACAGAGAGGGAGCCUCAGAGUAUAACAUCACAGUGACCUGCUCUGAUGAGGGAGUUCCCUCCCUCUCCAGCAGCGUCACUCUCACUUUACAGAUCUCUGACGUCAACGACAACGCGCCUGUCUUUGAGAGGAGCUCAUAUGAGGCCUACAUAGUAGAAAACAACACACCAGGUCUCUCUAUAUUCACAGUCAAAGCCACAGACGCUGACUGGAACCAGAAUGCUCGUGUUUCUUACAUCCUGGAGGACUCCUCUGUGAACGGAGUGCCAGUCUCCUCAUAUGUGUCAGUUAGUGCUGAUGGUGGAGUCAUCCACGCAGUUCGCUCCUUUGACUACGAGCAGAUCAAAGACUUCCAGUUCCGCGUCAAAGCUCAGGAUGGAGGUUCUCCUCCGCUCAGCAGUAACGUGACGGUGAAAAUCCUGAUCCAGGACCAGAACGACAACCCUCCUCAGGUUCUGUACCCAGUCCAGACUGGGGGCUCUAUGGUGGCUGAGAUGGUGCCUCGUUCAGCAGAUGUGGGCUAUCUGGUGACUAAAGUGGUGGCUGUGGAUGUGGACUCUGGACAGAACGCCUGGCUCUCCUAUAAACUGCAGAAAGCCACAGACAGGGCGCUGUUUGAAGUGGGCUUACAGAAUGGAGAAAUCAGAACCAUCCGCCAAGUGACUGAUAAAGACGCAGUCAAGCAGAGGCUGAGUGUUAUAGUGGAGGACAACGGGCAGCCCUCUCGUUCAGCUACAGUCAUUGUUAACGUGGCGGUGGCGGACAGCUUCCCUGAAGUGCUGUCGGAGUUCACGGACUUUACACACGACAAGGAGUACAAUGACAACCUGACUUUUUACUUAGUGCUGGCUCUGGCUGUAGUUUCCUUCCUGUUCAUCACGUGUUUAGUGGUCAUCAUAUCAGUCAAAGUGUACAGGUGGAGACAGUCUCGCAUCCUGUAUCACUCCAACCUGCCUGUGAUUCCAUAUUAUCCACCACGUUACUCAGACACUUUGGGGACAGGGACUCUCCAACACGUGUACAACUACGAGGUGUGCAGGACCACUGACUCCAGAAAGAGUGACUGUAAGUUCGGCAGAGCCGGUAGUCAGAACGUGCUGAUCAUGGAGCCCGGUUCAACAGGGACGAUGCAGAGGAUGCAGAGUGAAAAGAGCAUCUUGGACGAACCAGACUCUCCUCUAGAGGUUAGCAAAGUAGCAUAA
Molecule: messenger RNA, 2752 nt
Organism: Betta splendens (Siamese fighting fish)
Lineage: Eukaryota; Metazoa; Chordata; Actinopteri; Anabantiformes; Osphronemidae
Product: protocadherin gamma-A11-like
Exons: 1
Coding region: 338-2752 (804 amino acids)
Biological process (GO): homophilic cell-cell adhesion
Cellular component (GO): plasma membrane
Molecular function (GO): calcium ion binding
Source: RefSeq, a predicted model, not a curated record